This is a messenger RNA of Halichondria panicea, 1471 nucleotides long. RefSeq names its product integral membrane protein GPR180-like. The coding region runs from base 94 to 1377 and encodes 427 amino acids. The transcript has 8 exons. Gene Ontology annotation, biological process: G protein-coupled receptor signaling pathway; response to pheromone. The record is from RefSeq and is a predicted model, not a curated record. Lineage: Eukaryota; Metazoa; Porifera; Demospongiae; Suberitida; Halichondriidae.
ACUUUUGAACAUCGGUGUGCUCUAAAACAAAACAAGGCACUCUGUCAGCUCUGCCAUUAUGCUCUGACAUGCUCCCGUCUCUAAGAUCCUACCAUGCAGCUAGCUCUGAGCUGUACCAAUCUACUCCUUCUAGUCCAUCUGCCAUUCUGUCUGUGUAAGGUGAUCCAGGGCACUGUCAGCUCACUAGAAGCAUGGGAGCAAAGUGGACAAUUUGUUACCAAGUUCUGUUUUCAUGAUAAAAAAGCACUGUUCAGAUACUCUACCAAUGCAACAAGUGCAGGCAGCUGGUACUUUAUCCUGGACGAAUCCUGGCCAUUCUAUCUGGCAGAGCAGGAUUGUCACAAGAGACUAGCCAUGUCCAAGUUUGAAGUGAAGGUGAGCAAGACUGAGGAACAGCAGGUUGUCAACCAGUGGAUGAGACCACACUUCUGGUUCCUGGUAUACGGGGAGCCCUCCACCUGCAACACGACCACACCCACCAGCAAUGCCGUACUGGAGUACCGUAUGGAGUUCCUAAAUCCUGACUCUUCGGGAGUAGCAAACGAUCACUUUGGAGAUGAUUACAGAGGCCUCCUGCCAUUCUAUGCUGUACUGGUCCUAGCGUACAUUGCUGGGAUUGGCCUGUAUGCUCAUCGAGUAUGGCUCACCAUCAGCAAGGGAGGUCCCAUGCACGAGGUGUUGAAUAUGUUGUCUGUUGCCAUGGCUCUGCACAUGCUGGCUGCUAUUCUAAUGCUCAUACACCUCUGGAGGUACUCAGUAAAUGGAAGGGGCAUACCCUUAUUUGAAACACUCUCUGAAGCCUCUGAGAUGCUGUCCCAGUGUACAAUGGUGUGGCUAUUGCUGAGUCUCUCUGUCGGCUGGACAAUGGGCUCCAACACUACCAGUCCUCUCAAAGACACCAAGCAACUCAGCUUAAUCACGGCCAUUGCCCUCACACACGUCAUACUGGUCCUCUGGGAGCAGACUUAUGAUGAGAGUCACUAUACAUUUCACAUCCACGAGAGCCUGCCUGGGUUUCUCCUGGUGAUGCUCAGAUUUGGCCUCGUGGGUUUGCUCACUUACAACCUACAGAGAACUCUGGCCAAUGAGAGGAGUGUGCUCAGGCGAGAGUUCUAUAGUGGAUUUGCAAUAGGUUGCUACUUGUGGUUCCUUGCAUUCCCAAUGCUCAUGCUACUGGCUGUACCGUUUGCUUCUUACCUCAGACACAAGGUUGUGACAGUGGGUGUUACUCUAAUCCAAGCGGUAUCGAUGGGUUUGCUGAGUCGACUGUUUCUGUCUCGCAGUCUCUACUGGGAGGUAUCCACCCUCUCCUCAUCCACACUACCACUACGCCGAGACAUGGGUGGAGGGCCUGGCUUUCUCACUAGACUCAGCUAGCAUUUAGGAGACAUUAUUGUGACUAUUUCAUGAUGUGUGUAUAAUUAUGCUAAAACCUCUUUGUUUCUAAUUAUCAAUCAAUGUUAAAAAGCAA